CAUAAAUUAGGGUUGCAAAUCCAUCUACCCAGGUACAUAAGUCCACAGUUGCACCACCGCCGGUGCGGUGCAGGUCGGUCUGCCCUCCUCUUUACCCCAAAAAAACAUCUUCGUUCACUCCGUCGCCGUUGUUUGGCUUCCUCCGAACGAUUUUAUCCCCUCUUUACCCUUCCCUCUCCUCUUCCUGUUUCUAUUUCCUACCCUAAAACAAAAAUUUCAAAAAAAAUUUCAGAAAUCUCAAGAAAAAAAAUUCUAAUAUCGGCUGUCGGAUUCCAAUCCUUUCAGACAAAACUAUCAGUGGCGCCACUCCGCGGAGUCUAGUACUGUUGUUGUUGUUGUGUGCUCGUAUUGUCUCUCUAGGGUUUGAUUUUUGAAUAAUUUGAGGAGAGGGAAGUACAGAAAAAGGAAAAAAAAAUCAGAAAAAAGAAAGGAAAAAAAAAAGAUCUGGAUGGCGCAGAUUCAGGCCGCGGUAGCAGGUCCCAAUGGAGUGGCGAAUACAGCAUCGCUAUAUGUGGGAGACCUUGACGUCAACAUCACGGAUUCGCAGCUUUACGAUCUGUUUAUCCAGGCCGGCCAAGUGCUGUCCGUACGGGUGUGUAGAGACUUGAGCACCCGGAGAUCUCUCGGCUACGGCUACGUCAACUAUAGCAACCCUCAAGAUGCGGCAAGGGCAUUGGAUCUACUGAACUUCACUCCACUCAAUGGCAAGCCCAUCAGAAUUAUGUACUCUCAUCGGGACCCUAGUAUUCGUAAAAGUGGAACCGCCAAUAUAUUUAUUAAGAACCUGGACAAGUCAAUCGACAACAAAGCACUCCAUGAUACUUUUUCUGCUUUCGGAAACAUUCUUUCUUGCAAGAUAGCUACUGAUCCUUCUGGCCAGUCCAAAGGCUAUGGUUUUGUACAAUUUGAUAAUGAAGAAUCUGCGCAAAAUGCUAUAGAUAAGUUGAAUGGCAUGCUGAUUAAUGACAAACAAGUGUAUGUUGGACAAUUCCUUCGGAAGCAGGAGAGAGAAACUGCUUUGAAUAAGACAAAAUUUAAUAAUGUUUAUGUGAAAAAUCUCUCAGAAUCAACAACAGAAGAAGAUCUGAAGAAUAUUUUUGGUGAAUUUGGAACAAUUACUAGUGUUGUUGUAAUGAGGGAUGGAGAUGGAAAAUCAAAAUGUUUUGGAUUUGUUAACUUUGAGAAUGCAGAUGAUGCUGCUGAAGCAGUUGAGGCUCUUAAUGGGAAGAAAUUUGAUGAGAAAGAAUGGUAUGUUGGGAAAGCCCAGAAAAAAUAUGAAAGAGAGCUUGAACUGAAAGGGCGAUUUGAGCAGAGUAUGAAGGAAGUAGUAGACAAAUUUCAAGGGGUGAACUUGUAUAUUAAAAACUUGGAUGAUAGCAUUGGCGAUGAUAAACUAAAGGAAUUGUUCUCAGAGUUUGGUACAAUUACCUCAUGCAAGGUUAUGCGUGACCCAAGUGGAAUAAGUAGAGGCUCGGGAUUUGUUGCCUUCUCAACUUCUGAAGAAGCAUCUCGAGCACUCGCGGAGAUGAAUGGUAAAAUGGUUGUGAGCAAACCUCUUUAUGUUGCCCUUGCACAGAGGAAAGAAGAGAGGAGAGCCAGGUUGCAGGCACAGUUCUCUCAAAUGAGGCCCGUCUCGAUGGCACCUUCAGUUGCACCUAGGAUGCCAAUGUACCCUCCUGGUGCUCCCGGUCUUGGGCAGCAAUUAUUUUAUGGGCAAGGGCCACCUGCUAUAAUUCCUCCCCAAGCUGGAUUCGGUUACCAGCAGCAACUUGUUCCUGGAAUGAGGCCUGGUGGUGCUCCCAUGCCAAAUUUCUUUGUGCCACUGGUCCAGCAAGGUCAGCAGGGUCAACGCCCAGGGGGCAGACGUGGGGCAGGUCCUGUGCAGCAGAAUCAGCAGCCAGUGCCCCUGAUGCAGCAGCAGAUGCUUCCAAGGGGGGGACGAGUCUACCGCUACCCUCCUGGCCGCAAUAUGCCUGAUGUUCCAAUGCCAGGUGUUGCUGGAGGCAUGCUUUCAAUUCCAUAUGACAUGGGUGGCGUGCCACUUCGAGAUGCUGCAAUUGGUCAGCCAAUGCCCAUUUCAGCUUUGGCUUCAGCUCUUGCAAAUGCAACACCUGAUCAGCAAAGAACAAUGCUGGGUGAAAGUUUGUACCCUCUCGUGGAUCAGCUGGAGCAUGAGAUGGCAGCUAAAGUGACAGGCAUGCUUCUGGAGAUGGACCAGACUGAGGUUUUGCAUCUGCUCGAGUCGCCAGAGGCUUUGAAGUCCAAGGUUGCGGAGGCCAUGGACGUCCUGAGGAAUGUUGCUCAGCAGCAGGCUAACAGCCCAACCGAACAACUAGCCUCACUGUCCCUAAAUGACAGCCUUGUUCCCUGAGUGUGUUGGGUGGAACUUAAAUGUGGUUCCAGCAGUUUAAAUUAAGUUUCUCUGCUAGUGAAGGCUCUAGAUUUCAUUUGAUAUGGAGUUACAUUAGCCAUAGGAUUCUGAAGUUUGAAACAUAUUGUGUGUGUUGGUUUUUGGUGAUGAAGUUUAGGAUGCUAUACAUUCUAUGUUCUGGUGUUGACGAUCGAGUGUUCGAUUGAGUUGCUUGCAUAUUCCAAACCAUAGAAUUCUGACGUUAAAUAGAUACUAUGUUUGAUUUUGUGAUAAAAUUUAGUUUCUUGCACUA
Molecule: messenger RNA, 2663 nt
Organism: Vitis riparia (riverbank grape)
Lineage: Eukaryota; Viridiplantae; Streptophyta; Magnoliopsida; Vitales; Vitaceae
Product: polyadenylate-binding protein 8-like
Exons: 9
Coding region: 449-2371 (640 amino acids)
Cellular component (GO): ribonucleoprotein complex
Molecular function (GO): RNA binding
Source: RefSeq, a predicted model, not a curated record